AUGAUCUAUCAAGAACAGAUAAUCUCACGCCUUGCCAGAGAGAGUUCCAAGUAUGCUAUUCGGCUGCGAGCUGUUUACAGAGCUACAUACUUUGAUAAGAUAAUGCGCAUAGUUAAGGCUGCGGCAGGUGCGGGCGACGCCGGCGUGCGCCACACUGCGCCGGCGGCGCUUGCAUCAUACCAGAUUAUUACACCUUCUUAUUUGACUAUUCAAGGUCUUGCUGCGCUAACUUGGCUCGCGGGAAAAGACUCGAAGCGCGCUGAGGUCGACACACUUACCUACGAAACUUGGCUCCAUUUUCUCCGAGCCUUAUCCGUCUUCUGCGGUCCCUUUUCAAUCCAGUUUGUGUGA
This is a messenger RNA of Arctia plantaginis, 351 nucleotides long. The record is from the annotation of a GenBank genome assembly. NCBI's taxonomy places the organism in Eukaryota, Metazoa, Arthropoda, Insecta, Lepidoptera, Erebidae.